UAAUCCCUCACGGGUUUUCACCGAGCAGCGGUUUUUUUUUUUGGUCUGCCUGACUGCUUUGCUCGUUCGUCCUUGACUUCGAACAAGAGAACACGCCAUGAAAGAGGUUUAAUUUUUCUGCACGAUCGCUUCUUUUCAGAUUUUAGUUCCGAUUUCGCCUCUCUUCGACUCGGCUUUCUCUGCAACUUCUCGGCAAGUUUUGAUAUGUUAGCUUGAAUAGAAUGGAUUUGGAAGUAAUGAGUUGUGACAUCAAAGCUAAUGAUAAGAGAAAAGAGUCGAGGCGAGUAUGGACCAAAGCUGAAGAAGCUGUAUUGUUGAACAUAUUAGACUCCAUAAUCCUUGAGGGUGGUCGAACUGAAAAUGGUUCCUUCAAGCCAGGUACUUACAUACAAAUUGAAAAGGCAUUGACAAAAGUUUUGCCAAGGUCUGGCUUGAAAGCUUCUCCGCAUAUUGACUCGAAGAUGAGAAAAUGGAAGAAGCAAUAUGGCAUAAUUCUUGACAUGUUGAACACGAACGGGUUCAAAUGGAAUGACGCAAAAAAAUGUGUGGUGGUUGAUAGUGAAUCUACUUGGGAGUCUUAUGUUCAAUCUCACAUGCAGGCUAGAAAAUGGAGAAACAAGCCAUUCCCCAUAUAUGAGAGGUUGAUCAAUAUAUUCGGAAUGCAUCAUGCAAGUAGAUGUGGGGCAGCAACACCUGGUGAAAUGGUGGAAGAGAUAAAUUUAGACAAGGUCAAUGGUGAUGCCCUUGAAGUUAAUGGUGGUUGUUCUCCCGAGUCAAUCGCCCCACCUAGUAGUACCCAACAUUCGAUGGGAUCUCAGUCUGAAAUUUUUAGUAAAAGAAGGAGAUCAAGAGAUGAACUCAUUGUUGCAAUAAAAGAGAUUGCUACAUCAUUUGAGCGUGCAUAUUCUCGGUCGGUUGAACUCAUGGAUAAGUUAGUUGAGCAUUUAGUUUAUGACAAAGAAGAUAGGAGUGACAUUGCUGAUGAGCUUGCUACUAUGGGACUUACCGAGGAUGAUGAAUUUGAUGCAUUAACGCUUAUACUUGGUAAUUCAUCUAAUAUUUCAGCAUUCAAAUCUUUAAGAGGUGACCGCAAAGUAGCAUUUGUAAAAAGGCUUUUAAGGAAGAGAGCAUGUACUUGACUUGAAUUAGUGAAUGUUUAGCAAUGAAUUAGUGUUGACACA
This is a messenger RNA of Mangifera indica (mango), 1181 nucleotides long. RefSeq lists its product as uncharacterized. The coding region runs from base 222 to 1139 and encodes 305 amino acids. The record is from RefSeq and is a predicted model, not a curated record. NCBI's taxonomy places the organism in Eukaryota, Viridiplantae, Streptophyta, Magnoliopsida, Sapindales, Anacardiaceae. The transcript is spliced from 4 exons.